UAUUCAAUGUGUGACCAUGAGUACUAAUCAUGUGACUCGUAUCACAACUGAAGAGGCGCAAAAGCAAAAACUCUGCAGCCCCAUUGCACAGACAAGUACUUAAAUUUACAUUCCCACCGCUAAUCUUUCUUGCCAUUCACCACAAGCUCAUAUUCUCCAUACCUAGGUACCUAUCUAGGCCUACUCCACUACUAAACCACAUUCUUUCAAUUCACCGUUCUCCAACCGGUAACCCUCCCGGGGAGGAAGAGAAAUCGAACCAUCUUCAAGAUGUCAUUCAGCGACCUACCCUUCGAGCUACGCAUCAUGAUCUGGGAACUUGUGCUUCCAGACAAGAAGCAGGAGAUAUGCAUCCCAUGGCCGUUACAAGAAGAAGCACCGCCGGACGCAUUCAUCCGGCCGCCGCGCUCCCCUCGGAAAUUCCUCGAGCCGUUCCUCGUCGACACGGAUUUUCCCGUGCUCAUGCACGUGUGCCGCGAGUCGCGCGGGUUCGCCAUCGCGCGCACGCGGUUCCGGCACUCGCUCGUGGCCGGGUGCCCCGUGCCGUUCCGCGCCUUCGACCCGGACCUGGACAUCAUGUACUACUCGCGGUGCCGGCCGCCGAUCGGCCCCGACGACUAUAAGUGGGGUGACUUCCCCCGGGCCCUCAAGCACUUGGCGGUCGACGUGCACACCCUCCGCGACGGCUCCUACUUCGCCGAGGCCUUCUGCCAGCACUUUCACCUCAGGACUAUUACUUGCAUCCUGCCCGCGCCCGGCGCCAUCGUCCUUACGUCCGCGCGGUUUCGCCCGCCCUACAGACGAUGUCGUCUGCGCGCCGUGGAGCAGCCUACUACUAGUGGCUCGCAGAGCCACUUUAUCCAUGUGGAUAGCGGCAACUACAGACGCUUGUGCAGCAUAUCGCGGUUUCUGGAAGAGGUGCGCGACCACAUCGAUGACGGGUUCCUGAGUUACAUCCGGGACGACGGCUUGAUGCACCCGAAUUUCCGGCCCCGGUGGAACGCGGAAGAGCAGAAGUACGACUUCGAACUUGACGCGGCGAUGUUCGAGGAGUAUCGUGGUGGAAGCUGGGACCUGAGUUCGAAACACCGUGUUCGCUUCGACGCGCAGUACGUCAGAUUCCCCGACGAGCGGGUGGCGAUUCAACGGGUCAAGUCGUACAAGGUCAGCGAGGAGGAGAAGUGGACGCCCUUGAGAAACCCGGAGACGUUUCGCGUCAAUGAUAUUCAGCAGGAUGAGGUGGAGUUUGAGACGGAGUCAUCGGAGGAUAUUCAUAUGGGAAUGAGUAAGCUCGCGGUGUGAUUUAGAUCCGCAAACAAUGCGCUGUUAAUGUCAAGAGAUACAUCAACGAUU
This is a messenger RNA of Annulohypoxylon truncatum, 1353 nucleotides long. RefSeq lists its product as uncharacterized. The record is from RefSeq and is a predicted model, not a curated record. Lineage: Eukaryota; Fungi; Ascomycota; Sordariomycetes; Xylariales; Hypoxylaceae. The transcript has a single exon. The coding region runs from base 271 to 1302 and encodes 343 amino acids.